ACACAGCGUAGGUACAACAUGGAUUAGAGGUAAGGGGAAAACUGACACUCAGUGAAGGACCGUCAGAGGGCCGGCUUCCAGGAAAAUGGGCAGCAGCAGGCACGGAAACACAAGGAUCUAUCGUGCAACUCGGAGAACCCUUUUCAAAAGAAGCUACCCAAUCCCAAACCUUCCCUUUUUUUCCAAAGAGAGGGAGGAGAUAAAUAGACUCAAUUAAUCCGUCGACUUUUUCUCCGCCCAUGUUUUUCUCCAGUCCUUACCAAAGAUGGCGCCCUUCGCUUCCUCUCUCGGCAGCACGCAGGUCCCGGGAGCCUCUACCCGACCUCUCUAUGAUACGUCCUCCAGCCCCGCUCCCGCCGUGAGGGGCGGGGCUUGCCUGGAGGCGGGGCGCAGGGAUCCGGAAACACCUGAUCAUCUAUAGGUUUAGUGCUCAGGGGGUGUUGUUCCUGGCUAGACUUGAUGUCCAGGGUUUGAGGGGCUUUCUCGCCGAGUCUCUUGGGGCGGUCCGGCGGCUCGUGCUCUGUUGUGGGGCCCCCAUUUGCCGCCGCCAUGCCCACGGCCGCCGCCCCCAUCAUCAGCUCGGUCCAGAAGCUGGUUCUGUAUGAGACUAGAGCUAGAUACUUUCUAGUUGGGAGCAAUAAUGCAGAAACGAAAUAUCGUGUCUUGAAGAUUGAUAGAACAGAACCAAAAGAUUUGGUCAUAAUUGAUGACAGGCAUGUCUAUACACAACAAGAAGUAAGGGAACUUCUUGGCCGCUUGGAUCUUGGAAAUAGAACAAAGAUGGGACAGAAAGGAUCCUCGGGCUUAUUUCGAGCGGUUUCAGCUUUUGGUGUUGUGGGUUUUGUCAGGUUCUUAGAAGGCUAUUAUAUUGUGUUAAUAACUAAAAGGAGGAAGAUGGCGGAUAUUGGAGGUCAUGCAAUCUAUAAGGUCGAAGAUACAAAUAUGAUCUAUAUACCCAAUGAUUCUGUACGGGUUUCUCAUCCUGAUGAAGCUAGGUAUCUACGAAUAUUUCAAAAUGUGGACCUAUCUAGCAAUUUUUACUUUAGUUACAGCUAUGAUUUGUCCCAUUCACUUCAAUAUAAUCUCACUGUCUUGCGAAUGCCCCUGGAGAUGUUAAAGUCAGAAACGACCCAGAAUCGCCAAGAGAGCUUUGACAUCUUUGAAGAUGAAGGACUAAUUACACAAGGUGGAAGCGGGGUAUUUGGGAUCUGUAGUGAGCCUUAUAUGAAAUAUGUAUGGAAUGGUGAACUUCUGGAUAUAAUUAAAAAUACUGUGCAUCGUGACUGGCUUUUGUAUAUUAUUCAUGGGUUCUGUGGGCAGUCAAAGCUGUUGAUCUAUGGACGACCAGUAUAUGUCACUCUAAUAGCUAGAAGAUCCAGUAAAUUUGCUGGCACCCGUUUUCUUAAAAGAGGUGCAAACUGUGAGGGUGAUGUUGCAAAUGAAGUGGAGACUGAACAAAUACUCUGCGAUGCUUCUGUGAUGUCUUUCACUGCAGGAAGUUAUUCUUCUUACGUACAAGUUAGAGGAUCUGUGCCCUUAUACUGGUCUCAGGACAUUUCAACUAUGAUGCCUAAACCACCUAUUACAUUGGAUCAGGCAGAUCCAUUUGCACAUGUGGCUGCCCUUCACUUUGACCAGAUGUUUCAGAGGUUUGGCUCUCCCAUCAUCAUCUUGAAUUUAGUGAAGGAACGAGAGAAAAGAAAGCAUGAAAGAAUUCUGAGUGACGAACUUGUUGCUGCUGUGACCUAUCUCAACCAGUUUUUGCCUCCUGAGCACACUAUUGUUUAUAUUCCCUGGGACAUGGCCAAGUAUACCAAAAGCAAGCUGUGUAAUGUUCUUGAUCGACUAAAUGUGAUUGCAGAAAGUGUGGUGAAGAAAACAGGUUUCUUUGUAAACCGCCCUGAUUCUUACUGUAGCAUUUUGCGGCCAGAUGAAAAGUGGAAUGAACUAGGAGGAUGUGUGAUUCCCACUGGUCGCCUGCAGACUGGCAUCCUUCGAACCAACUGUGUGGACUGUUUAGAUCGCACCAACACAGCACAGUUUAUGGUGGGAAAAUGUGCUCUGGCCUAUCAGCUGUAUUCAUUGGGACUGAUUGACAAACCUAAUCUACAGUUUGAUACAGAUGCGGUUAGGUUAUUUGAGGAACUCUAUGAAGAUCAUGGUGAUACCCUAUCCCUUCAGUAUGGUGGUUCUCAACUUGUUCAUCGUGUGAAAACCUACAGAAAGAUAGCACCAUGGACCCAGCACUCCAAAGACAUCAUGCAAACCCUGUCUAGAUAUUACAGCAAUGCUUUUUCAGAUGCUGAUAGACAAGAUUCCAUUAAUCUCUUCCUGGGAGUUUUCCAUCCCACUGAAGGGAAACCUCAUCUCUGGGAGCUCCCAACAGAUUUUUAUUUGCAUCACAAAAAUACCAUGAGACUUUUGCCAACAAGAAGAAGUUAUACUUACUGGUGGACACCAGAGGUGAUAAAGCAUUUACCAUUGCCCUAUGAUGAAGUUAUCUGUGCUGCGAACUUAAAGAAGUUGAUAGUGAAGAAAUUCCACAAAUAUGAAGAAGAGAUUGAUAUCCACAAUGAGUUCUUUCGGCCAUAUGAGUUGAGCAGCUUUGAUGAUACCUUUUGCUUGGCUAUGACAAGCUCAGCACGUGACUUUAUGCCUAAGACCGUUGGAAUUGAUCCAAGUCCAUUUACUGUGCGUAAACCAGAUGAAACUGGAAAAUCAGUAUUGGGAAACAAAAGCAAUAGAGAAGAAGCUGUAUUACAGCGGAAAACGGCAGCCAGCGCCCCGCCACCCCCCAGCGAGGAGGCUGUGUCCAGCAGCUCUGAGGAUGACUCUGGGACUGAUCGGGAAGAAGAGGGCUCUGUGUCUCAGCGCUCCACUCCCGUGAAGAUGACCGAUGCAGGAGACAGCGCCAAAGUGACCGAGAAUGUGGUCCAACCCAUGAAGGAGCUAUAUGGAAUUAACCUCUCAGAUGGCCUCUCAGAAGAAGAUUUCUCCAUUUAUUCAAGAUUUGUUCAGCUGGGGCAGAGUCAACAUAAACAAGACAAGAAUAGCCAGCAGCCCUGUUCCAGGUGCUCAGAUGGAGUUAUAAAACUAACACCCAUCUCAGCUUUCUCACAGGAUAACAUCUAUGAAGUUCAGCCCCCAAGAGUAGACAGAAAAUCUACAGAGAUCUUCCAAGCCCACAUCCAGGCCAGCCAAGGUAUCAUGCAGCCCCUAGGAAAAGAGGACUCCUCCAUGUACCGAGAGUACAUCAGGAACCGCUACCUGUGAAAAGAGCGCAGGUCCACAUGGUGGCCACAUCUGAUUAGCUUAGAACCUGUCUUGUCUCAUCUUCAAAAGGUAACUUAUUAAAAGUCCUUUGCGUCUGAAGCCUUUCCCCUUUUCUGUCACUUGCAAAUUCCAAAUUAUAGCUAAUAAAGAUGACUAGAUAAUU
Molecule: messenger RNA, 3436 nt
Organism: Pongo pygmaeus (Bornean orangutan)
Lineage: Eukaryota; Metazoa; Chordata; Mammalia; Primates; Hominidae
Gene: FIG4
Product: FIG4 phosphoinositide 5-phosphatase
Exons: 23
Coding region: 550-3273 (907 amino acids)
Biological process (GO): phosphatidylinositol dephosphorylation
Cellular component (GO): intracellular membrane-bounded organelle
Molecular function (GO): phosphatidylinositol-3,5-bisphosphate 5-phosphatase activity
Source: RefSeq, a predicted model, not a curated record